Molecule: messenger RNA, 445 nt
Organism: Zea mays
Lineage: Eukaryota; Viridiplantae; Streptophyta; Magnoliopsida; Poales; Poaceae
Exons: 2
Coding region: 42-422 (126 amino acids)
Source: RefSeq, a predicted model, not a curated record
CUGGACUUGCUGAUCAUUUCAGCAGAGCUGAAGAGGAAGACAUGGCAUCUGCUGCUCAUGACAGUACAGGUGAUGCUCAAGCCAAUGUAGCUAGAGAUGAAGAAACUGAAGCUCCUACACAGCGAGCACCAAGGAGACCCAGGGCAGCAACCAAGGGAAAACAACUGGACAGGAUGACUAAAGUUAUGCAAAGGAGACUGCCCAUAGCUGUUGAGGAAGGCAAAAAAAGGCCACAUGAACCUGUUCAAGCUGCCAAGUUUGCAUCAGAGGCUGGCAUCAUUAUUCGGGAAACCAUGCAUAUCCUAACUCGUUGGAAAGAUUACAAGGACGACCAGAAAUACUACAACAGCUUUGUGUCACAGCUAAAUGUAAGUGCAUUACUGAUUCUAUGGUUCACUUGUAUACUGCUUAACCUGAAUUGACUAACUAUGGAAUUGUCAUAUGC